GUUUUUCGUAAUUUAGGAAUUAAAGAAGAAAAUUCGGGGUGUGAUUUUAUGUGUACUUUCCAGAAGAACAUAAUAUCGCCAUACUAAACAAAAAGACAAACGAACCAGCGAAGGGAGACCUCUAAACGCUUAAAUGCUCUUCUUUUAAAAUCUCUCCGAUAAUUCUUGGUAGAGGAAAAAAAUUGAAAAAAAACUCGUCCAAUCACGGGUUUCGUCUCUUAUUCUGAAAAAGGGACUUGUUUGGUGUUUUGGGUGUGAAGAAGAUGUUCCUCCAUAGCAGUUUGAGACAUGGAUUGUCGUUAUCCCUUGGUAUCAUCAGUGUUAUCAGUUGGGGUGUCGCCGAGGUACCGCAGAUUAUGACUAACUUCAGUGAGAAAUCCACUGAAGGUCUCUCUAUUGCCUUCUUAACAACAUGGAUGAUUGGGGAUAUCUUCAAUCUUCUUGGAUGCUUGAUGGAACCAGCCACUCUUCCUACACAGUUCUACAUGGCACUGUUGUAUACAGUGACUACAUCGAUUCUCUAUGUUCAGUCUAUAUACUACGGCCAUAUCUACCCUCGGUUGAAAAACAGAAGAAACCAGAUGCUUGAUGCAGAACGUAUAGCAAACAUAAGCAGUGAUGCGAAAAUUCCGAGAAUAUGGAGGAACAGCUGCUCUGACGCUAUUCCUGGUGGAGGUCAAACCACACCUAUCAGUAUGAUUCCUGGGAGUCAUCGGAGUAGUUUUACAGGAAGAGAACUGUUUUACACGUCAGCAAGAUCUCUGUCGAGCAGUCAUACACCACCAGCUGGAUCUGUCUUAGCUCAGAGAAUGGCUCGUGGUCAAAGUGAACCAACUCUUGAAGAGCCCUUGCUUCCCGAGGACGCAAUGCCUCCUUCCACCAAAUCAAUGCUAUGCGUGGUCUCGGUAUUCCUGUUUCUUGGAAUGUUCAACUUUUCUGAUUUGCUAAGUGAAUCAAGAACUAUGGCUUUGGGAGAGAGAGAUCGAGUAUUUGUGGUUCGAGCAGCAAGAAAGCUUUUGCAGGUAACUAGCGGCAACUUAGCAGAAAAUCACGGUGGAGAAAGCAGCAAAAUUGGAAUGUUGUUGGGUUGGGCAAUGGCAGCCAUUUACGUGGGUGGAAGGCUUCCCCAAAUUUGUCUCAAUAUGAGGAGAGGACAUGUUGAUGGAUUGAAUCCACUGAUGUUCUUCUUUGCUCUAGUUGGCAAUAUGACUUAUGUUGCUAGCAUACUUGUAAACAGCGUCGAAUGGUCAAAACUUGCACCGAAUCUACCAUGGCUUGUUGAUGCAGGAGGAUGUGUUGUGCUUGAUUUUCUUAUUCUGCUUCAGUUUUUCCACUUCCGUUGUAGCAAAAACAAAGAUUCUGACAAGAAGCAUGAAACCGCAGAAGCUGUCUAAGGCUUGGCUACUCCAACCAAGAAGGCCUCGAACAGAUGCAGUUUUGAUCUGAUCUGACCAGCAGGAUUCAUCUCAUUCUAUUGAUUUCUUCCUUCUUUAUGACGGGAUUGAGUUUCAAGUAUUGUGCUGAUGAUAACAUUACUCUUGUGUUGUGACUUGUGAGUUUUUUUAACAAUAGAAGGUGUUCAUGGUUUUGAAUCUAUACUAAAUGAUCACCGCCAUAUCUUGUUCUGUUUUCUUCUAAGAGAGCAUCGCAUCAAUUGCAAAAGAUUAUUUACCACAUGUUUGUUUCUUUGCUGUUAUUAAAUUUAAAUUGAUAUCAAAUCAA
This is a messenger RNA of Thlaspi arvense, 1722 nucleotides long. The record is from the annotation of a GenBank genome assembly. Lineage: Eukaryota; Viridiplantae; Streptophyta; Magnoliopsida; Brassicales; Brassicaceae.